CUGCAGCCAGCUUACAAAGGUAUAUGGGCAAUAGGCAGCGGCGCAGAAGCUUCACAUAAAAAGCUGUUACUUCCCCAAAGUCUUGAAAUUUACAUUCUCGAGUAUUUUCUUUCUCUUGUCAAUUUCGGUCACAAAUGAGUUCCAGCAUGGCUAAAAAAUCCAACGUUCAAGUAUUGCACAUGAGUCUACCUCGGACCGGUAGCUUCUUCAUGAAGGCUGCAUACGAAGAGCUUGGAAUGCCUACUUACCACGGAUUCGUAUAUAUUGAGAGACCUGAAGAUCAUCUCCGCUGGUUCGAUGCAGUGCAAGCCAAGUACUACGGGAAGGGCAAGCCCUUCACAGCUGAAGAUUUUGAUGAUUUAGUGGGAGACUGGGCUGUCGUCUCAGAUAACCCAGCGAUUGGCUUUGUGGAGGAGCUUCUCAAAACUUAUCCCGAGGCCAAAGUUGCGCUUGUCGAUCGAGAUUCGAACAAGUGGUACAAGUCAUAUGACGAAGGUGUCAUCAGGUCUUUCUUUACCUGGAAGAUGUGGGCUGUCCUCAAUCUCAUUGAGCCUCUCCAAAUUCUGAAGCCCGUCACUGUUACGCGGGAUCUACAAUACGCAAUAUUUCGAUGUAAGAAUCAAGCGGAAUGGCAAAGGAACGCCAAGAUGAUAUGCCAGGAACAUUCCGAGAAGAUUAGGGAGCUUGUCCCUAAGGACCGUCUCUUGGAGUACAAGCUUGGGUCUGGGUGGGAGCCUUUGUGCAAGUUCCUCGAUAAGGAAAUACCGGAAAAGGCUUUUCCGCAUCUUAAUGAUGGUAAAGAAUUCGAGCUGUGGAUGAAUAAUUUCCAACGGAGGGAGGUGAGGAGAGGACUGAUGGCUGCGGCGAGGUAUCUGGUCGUGCCGGUAGCUGCCUCUGGUAUCGCGUUGGCGUUUAUGAAAAUCUGGAGGUCCUGGACAUGAUAUUUGGUCAAACUCUGCGUCAGGAUUACCUUGGACGCCGAAGGUUGUUUCGGGGCCGGGCCACAUCGUCGAGAUGAGGACGAAAGGGCCGGCGUAUUACGCCGAUAGCGCCUGCUCAGAUUCCUCACGCUGUAUGUGAUCUAUGGGGCGCCGCUAGCUUCUUACUCGGAAUGACAGAAACCUUUACAAAUCCA
Messenger RNA from Colletotrichum phormii, 1135 nucleotides. RefSeq lists its product as uncharacterized. Bases 135 to 941 code for a protein of 268 amino acids. The record is from RefSeq and is a predicted model, not a curated record. The transcript is spliced from 2 exons. Lineage: Eukaryota; Fungi; Ascomycota; Sordariomycetes; Glomerellales; Glomerellaceae.